AUGGCUAUUGCUCACGGGGCAGGCGCCCUCAGUCCUGUCAUUUAUCCUGAUUAUGAUGCUGAAGCUACUCUCCAGAGAGAGACUGCACUAAGUGUUGCAAUCGAGAACAACAAGAUCGAGGUUGCACGAUAUCUCCUCAAGGCCUGCCACUCAAUCGAAAACGUCUGGGCUGAGAAGAGCUAUCUUCUUCACUCAGUCAAGUGUCCCAAGCUCAUGGAAGCCCUUCUCGCCGGAGGGUUUUCCAAUGGAGUCAAUACCUUGGGACAGCCAGAUACGUGGAACAACGAUGACGUGACCCCAUUAGUUGCGGCUAUUGAGCAAAAACAUCCUGUCAGCACGAUUCGCACACUGCUGAAGUUCGGGGCCGACCCCAAUUCGAAGAACGUAAGUUCAAUGCGCCCGAAUGUGUCUGCUUUUCAUAUUGGACUCAAGAGCGACCAAGCUCCAGUGGUAAAGACACUGAUAGAGCACAAUGCAGAUGUAAACGAGGCCGAUGGACCGGAACCCUGGUCGAAAACUCCUCUAGGUACCGUUCUUCAACAGGCCCGUUCGUUCUGCGAUGAGAUCGUAGCCUUACUUUUGCGCCACGGAGCUGAUCCAAACCUGUCCACACGAGAACCCGGCGCUGGAGCGAACCCCAUCAUGCUCGCUACCUCCCCAGACGUCCUGCCUAAGACGUUUGCACGUCCCCUCGCCAAAGGUGCACACGUUGAUGAAGAAGUACAAUUCGAACUUGAGCAUGUACUUCGGUCAACGAAAAGCGAUGUCCUGCGGUGGGGCUCCACGUUUCCCGGUCAGGCUUGGCGGUACACAGAUCAUAAGCUUCAAAUACUUCGUCAACAUAGUGAAGGUCUGCUAGAACAGACUCAUUGGAUCUAG
Colletotrichum tamarilloi is the source of this 879-nucleotide messenger RNA. RefSeq lists its product as uncharacterized. Gene Ontology annotation, molecular function: protein binding. The record is from RefSeq and is a predicted model, not a curated record. The transcript has a single exon. The coding region runs from base 1 to 879 and encodes 292 amino acids. NCBI's taxonomy places the organism in Eukaryota, Fungi, Ascomycota, Sordariomycetes, Glomerellales, Glomerellaceae.